Molecule: messenger RNA, 615 nt
Organism: Malassezia japonica
Lineage: Eukaryota; Fungi; Basidiomycota; Malasseziomycetes; Malasseziales; Malasseziaceae
Exons: 2
Coding region: 1-615 (204 amino acids)
Source: RefSeq, a predicted model, not a curated record
AUGGUUGUGGCCCAGAUGCCUGAUGUUAUGGAUGACCUGGGCGCCCCCAUUGUUGCCGCCCCUGUGAUUGCCCGUGCCGAGCCGUCGAACAACGCUGGCGGCAACGGCACCGCAUCGAACCACACGUCUCCGGCCUCGUCUGCAACGCCGACUUCUUCGGCGGCUGGAAACAGCACCGACACUCCGACGCCCUCGGCGUCGAACCAGAUUGAAGCCUCCGGCACGGCUGGCCCCGGUGCCGUUGCGACAGUCUCUGCCGACACCACGCAGGGCACCUGCACUAUUGGUAAUGGUCUCUCGGACAACCAGCAGGCUGGCUGGACGGACAGCAUUAUCAACACUUGCUGCACGGGCCCGAAGUCAUCUACGUGCUGGUACCGUGUCCAGGCCAAGGUCGCCGCUGCCGACGCAUGCAGGAUCCCCAACUGUGACGAUCUUGUGACGAACGACCCCGACAAGAUGGUCGGCUUCCGCCCCCUCACGGCGACCACUGGCGAGGGCAAAUAUGGCAACACGUUCCCGAUUCUCUUCCUGAGCGCGGGCGUGCGCCCCUCUAUUCAUCUCCUUUUGUUCAUUGUCGCGCCUAUUGGUGUGUCGCUGUUGCUUCUGUUGUAA